Messenger RNA from Rhipicephalus sanguineus (brown dog tick), 2891 nucleotides. Its product is annotated as putative glutathione-specific gamma-glutamylcyclotransferase 2. Gene Ontology annotation, cellular component: cytoplasm. The coding region runs from base 200 to 895 and encodes 231 amino acids. The transcript has 4 exons. Gene Ontology annotation, molecular function: glutathione specific gamma-glutamylcyclotransferase activity; gamma-glutamylcyclotransferase activity. The record is from RefSeq and is a predicted model, not a curated record. Gene Ontology annotation, biological process: glutathione catabolic process. Lineage: Eukaryota; Metazoa; Arthropoda; Arachnida; Ixodida; Ixodidae.
CAGUGAGCGAUGUCUUUUGAUGCUUUUUCGGGUGGUUUUUGCGAGUGCACAGCUGUGAACAGCUGUUUUCGCGACCUUCGCAGGUGUCGUAAUCGCCGGCGAUGAUUUUCUGUCGCCGAGUGAGAUAGCCGAGGUUAAACGGUAGCCCCGUAGUAGUUUAAAACAGGCUGCGUCGAGCGCACUUGCGAAGCCGGAAGCUAUGUGGGUGUUCGGGUACGGUUCGCUUAUGUGGAAAGCUGAUUUCCCAUACAACCGCAAGCUCGUUGGUUACGUCAAGGGAUACGUGCGUCGGUUUUGGCAGGCCAGCGAAGACCACCGCGGCGUGCCCGGCAAGCCCGGACGCGUGGUGACUUUGGUGCCCUCGUCUGACCAAAACGACUGCGUUUGGGGCGUCGCUUACGAAAUCCCGGAGGGCGAGAAGGAUGACGUCAUCGGGCGCCUUGACUUCCGUGAGAAGGAUGGCUACGACAGGGUGCAGGUGACGUUCUACCCGGGCAAGUCCGAAGAGAAGCCUUUUCCACUGACCAUCUACGUGGCGCAGAAGGAGAACCCCUUCUACCUGGGCCCCGCCAAUGCGCUGGAAAUUGCCCGCCAGAUCCGCGGUGCCGAGGGACCGAGCGGUUCCAACCGGGAGUACUUGCUCUCGCUUAUCGAGUGCAUGCGGAACAUCGCUCCGCACGUCCGUGACCAGCACUUGAUGGACAUCGAGCAAAAUCUGCUCAACCUCGAGACUACCGAAAAAAAAACGUCGCCAUCACCGAACCUCCAGUCAGCGAGUCACCACAACCAGCCAACCGGUCGCAACCCGCUGGCCGGUCACCACCGGUCAGCUAGCCACCACGACGAGAGUCGGAGAGCGCAGCAUGACGACAACCGCCGCGCGGAGGUUGCCUGACAUGUAUAUUGAGUGAGCGUGGCUGAAGGAAGUAGGGGAACGUAAACUCUUUCAUCGGAAGUUAAGCCUUUUAUCUCAAACAAAAAGUGUUCGUCGUGAGAGACCUAACCAAAUUGAUGUGACACGCUGGCGGCUUUUAUCGUGAUCUUGCCUCGUCCGCAAAAUGCAAAAGUACUUUCGGUGAAGAAGAGUACAGCACGUCAAGAAGUUCAAGAAAGUUACCGCACUUGGGUCAUCUUUUUAAUGAAAAUUCGCUCUACUAAAGUUCUACUGGGUCGGUUCCAGCACUGCGACAUCAAGCUCUUUCAUCAAAAAUUAAGAUUUUAUCUUAAUGGCAUUAGUUGCUAAGGGCUUAUGCGGGUGUCACACAAUGCACUGCUGAUUGCGAUCAAACCAAAGCAGGAUUGAAUGUCUGAACAGUGAUUGGCUCCCUUCUGCAGUUUUUAUAAAGGAGCAAAUCACAAUCAUGGAAUUCGAUCCAGAUCAGGCCUGAUCGCAAUCAUAAAUGACCAUGUGACAGUGGUAUUUAUUAUAUUGGUGCAGAACUCUGGAAGCUUCUAGAGAUAUUCUUCUAUUAGACGAGAGCUUGUCAGCACUAAUCUGGACUGUAAAUUGCAUAGCACAACUAUUCAACGGGACAUAAGAAAGAUCCGUCAAUUAGUUGCAUUAUACUAUACAAUCUACAGUCAUGCUUCACCAAUACGCCCAGUCUUCAACCUUAACUAGUCUGGAGCACUUGCAUUCAAGAAGAGUAGUGCACGCCGAGGUUUUUAAAACUGUUGCAAACAGUGACGGGCAAGAAUCGUCCGGAUGACUGUUUUAACAAAAAUUUGUGAAAGUUAUGCUGGGUCGGUAUCUUCUAGUGACGUGAUCAGGGCAACAUCAACUUGCAUCGUUUGGGUAAAAAUUCAAAAUUCAUUUGCACGUACGUCUGUUGGUAGGCAUGAUGGAACUGAAGCUGCUUACAAAGUUCAUGUUUUACAUAUUUUGGCGCAGUAUUAAGCACCGAGACAAUUGCCAUUGUAGUGUUUUGAGAAAUUGAUCACUCAAGGUUUUUGUAAACCUCUAUGCAACUAUACUUAAAAUUGGCUUCACCUCAGUUUUGACUACUAGGCAAUUGUUUAGCAUUGUAACCACCUGUGUCCCUCAGACUGCGAUUCGGCAUCCAUCUUUUUAUGCACACACCUGCCUGCACAUGCAAUAGAAUUAGGUGAAAACCCGCGCUACUACUUGAACGUGAACUGGAUAUGUUUGGUAGGUGUUCGUGAAAUACACUAAAGUGGAAAAUGCAACAGACGCGCAAGACAACCAGACAACACUAGCACAGUGUUGUGUUGUUGUUCUGUGUUGUGUUGUCUCCAGUGUCUGUGUUGUUAAAUGUGGUGUUGUCUUAUCUUGUUUUCUCUUCUUGCAUUUGUGUUUGCAUGCCUUUACCUCCUUUCAUGAUGUACAGUCAUUUCAUUCAAUCCGCAUCACACACGGAAAUUACUUCGCUAUAUCCGGAAAUUCGUUAUAAACGAGGUUUCAGAGCACUAUUAAUUGCAACAAUGUUCUUUAUUUACUUCGUUGUAUCCAAUUCAGUAUAUCAAGGUGCGACUAUACUUCAAAUUGACAAAGGCUUGGCUUGCACUAGUGACGUGAGAGGCGCGCUGUCAGUCUGCGUUCAUUCAAAAAUAUUUCGUGAACGUAUCUUAGGUGCAUGUGAUAGGACCCACUCUGAGGGCUGACAUUCUAGCCGGGCAUUACUUCUGCUGUGAUGACAAUACGUGCAUAGCAGAUGACAAUAUCUGCUACUAUACGUAUAGUUUCAUGUCCUCCGCAAAGGCAAGAAAGAGUGUGCAAGCGGUCUUCAUGACAAAGAUGGAGAAUUGAUGCACAACAGAGUCUUUUUUUUUGCUGUGCCCUAUUCUUGACAAGUGCUAUGCACGCUAUUGCCUACUAGCACUUGUGCUGAACUGGCAAAUGUGCAAUAAAAACAAAGCUGUUUUCUUGCUUU